AUGUCUGAUCUCAAGUUUGACGAUGAAGCUGCCCUCAAACUCGCCGGCGCCGCGUUCGACGCUGCCAAAGGUGGUGUGUCCAUUUCGGCCUCUGACGGCAACGCCAUAUACUCUUACCUCUUUUCCGUCUUUGCCAUCGGCGUCGGUCUGAUUCCCGGCGCUGGACCUCUCCUGGGCAGCAUGUGUGGUCUUCUCGGCGCCGUCCUGUUUCCCACCAAGGAGGAUCCCAAUGCCGUCUGGAACAGCGUGCGCCCGCGGAUUGAGGCCUUGAUUGGCGAAAAGUUAAAGGACAGCCAGGUGAAGCUGCUAGGCCAAAAGGUCAAGGGCUUUGCCAACAAUAUGAAGGCCUUUACCCGCGUCUUCCACGACUUUGAAAAGGCCACGGGAGACAACAAGGCCAGGCAGGGCGAGAUUCUGCGCACCCACCACACUGCCUUUUUGGCAGUCCUUCAAGCAACCAUUCCCGAGUUUCAGGGUGAGGACUAUGCUGUGGCCGCUCUCCCGCUCUUCACCCAGGCCGCCAGCAUGCACCUCACGCUCCUGGCUGACGGCAUCCGCAACGGAGAGGCCUGGGGAUUCACCCAGGACUACAUCAGCCAUAACCUGCAGCAUGAUUUUGACGAGCUCACCAUGUCCUCCUCCAAGCGCGUCCGCGCCCUCCGCAGCCGAGACGAGACAUCGCAGGUGGACGCCCUCAAGGAGUGCAUCGCCGCUGGCGAGGCCGCCGGCUGGGACCAGGUGCUUCUCGACACCUGGAGGGAGGCGCUUGAGACCCUGUCCAAGCCCACGGCCCUCACCAAGCGCGCAACGAUGACGUAUACUGGCUACGUCAAGGAGUACUACCAAAAGGGUCGCGGGCUGGUCAAGCCCUACACUGCCAACUGGUAUUCCGGGGACAGGGGUGCGGCCGAGGCUCUGCACUUCAACGCCCUGUCCGACUACGACGCCGAAAUGAUCAAGCACGUGCUCACCUAUGCUGAGUUCUGGCCGUACCUGGCGGGUAAGGAGAUGCCCGACUCGGCCAAGCUUGCGCUCGACCGCGAAAUCUUUUCGGGCCCGUACGGCCGCUACACCAAGAACGCCCCCUGGAACAUCAAGACGCCUCCUCCCAUCAAGCCCCGCCAGGCCAACAUUACCGCCAUCAAGACCCGUCAUUGGGAUGGCAUUGACGCACUGCAGGUGCAGUACGGCGGCCAGUGGGGCCAUCUGUUUGGAGAUGCCAACGGCGGCGUAGAGGCCAUGGCCAAUUUGGCCUUUGACGAGUACAUCCAGUCCAUUGAUGCCCGGUACGGACAAAAGCUCGGCCAGUUGACCUUCUUCUCCAACAAGGACAAGACCUAUGGCACGUACGGAAAGGGAGUCAACGCGGGAAAUCAUACCCUCGUCAAGCAUGAAGGAUUCGGCCUCAGCAGCAUGACCAUCACCAACUGGGAAAAAUCCAUCCCACCAGGCACCGAGGGCAUCAUCUUUGGCUUCAGACCUCUGCUUGCUACUCGCGGCUAA
This is a messenger RNA of Beauveria bassiana ARSEF 2860, 1503 nucleotides long. Its product is annotated as delta endotoxin domain protein. Lineage: Eukaryota; Fungi; Ascomycota; Sordariomycetes; Hypocreales; Cordycipitaceae. The record is from RefSeq and is a predicted model, not a curated record. Bases 1 to 1503 code for a protein of 500 amino acids. The transcript has a single exon. Gene Ontology annotation, molecular function: toxin activity. Gene Ontology annotation, biological process: symbiont-mediated killing of host cell.